AUGGCUGCGGUCCAGCAAAUAAUGACAACACCUGAUGAAAAGUCAGUCAAUAGGAUGAACGCGCACUGGGAACUUCUCCACGACUUACUUCCAUCUAGUAUACUUGAUUGGGCUCAUACUGGCUGGUACCCAGAAUACUGGGAGUAUUGCAAGGCCUUAUACACACCAGACUAUAAGGAGGAAUGGCGCAACGUUGGGAUUCCUAAUUUCUUAACCGCGUAA
Molecule: messenger RNA, 222 nt
Organism: Blastomyces gilchristii SLH14081
Lineage: Eukaryota; Fungi; Ascomycota; Eurotiomycetes; Onygenales; Ajellomycetaceae
Exons: 2
Coding region: 1-222 (73 amino acids)
Source: RefSeq, a predicted model, not a curated record